This is a messenger RNA of Sorex fumeus (smoky shrew), 1928 nucleotides long. RefSeq names its product zinc finger protein 689. The transcript is spliced from 3 exons. Gene Ontology annotation, molecular function: DNA-binding transcription repressor activity, RNA polymerase II-specific. Bases 317 to 1810 code for a protein of 497 amino acids. NCBI's taxonomy places the organism in Eukaryota, Metazoa, Chordata, Mammalia, Eulipotyphla, Soricidae. The record is from RefSeq and is a predicted model, not a curated record. Gene Ontology annotation, biological process: negative regulation of transcription by RNA polymerase II.
UUGAGGGCAAAGAGGUUAGGAAGCCGGCAUGGCGCUCCGGUCAAUAAAAUCGAUAGCUGGGAGCUGCCUGUGUUGCAGGCAAAGGCGGCGCAGAGGUAGCGCCGCCAUUUUCCCCGAAGGCAUCUUCCGGUGUCUCGCUUCCAAGUUGGAGCAGGAGUUUCCCGAAUAACGGCAGGUUUCCGUUAGCCCCGCAGGCGGCCGACGCUGACUCCCUCCGGGCCCCCCGGGCCGCGCAGCCCCGGUGCGGCGGGGACCGGCCGGUCCCGGGAGGGGGUCGCCAUCGCCCGAGGGCCGUGGCGCUGCCUUCUCGGGGCGAAUGGCGCCGCCUUCGGCUCCGCCGUCCGCCCGGGGAUCAGUAGAGGCUGGACCCGGCCGGAGAAGGGGAAGGAGGCCCAGGGCGGUGAGGUUCGCGGACGUGGCCGUGUACUUCUCCCGCGAGGAGUGGCGGUGCCUGCGGCCCGCGCAGAGGACCCUGUACCGGGACGUGAUGCGGGAGACCUACGGCCACCUGGGCGCGCUCGGCUGCGCCGGCCCCAAACCAGCGCUCAUCUCCUGGUUGGAGCGGAACAGCGAUGACUGGGAACUGGCUGCCCAGGAUCCGCAGGCGGGCCCAAAGGGGGUGCCAUCCCAAAGAAAGACCCGAACCAGAAAGAAUGGAGACAAGGAGGAUCUCCCCGCUAAGGAGGCACCCCGCAAGGGGAAGCGAGGGCGGAGGCCCAGCAAACCCCGACUAAUCCCCAGGCAGACAUCUGGGGGUCCCAUCUGCCCGGAUUGCGGUUGCACCUUCCCCGAUCACCCGGCUCUGGAGAACCACAAGUGUGCCCAGAAUCUGAAAAAGCCUUACCCAUGCCCGGACUGUGGACGCCGAUUUUCCUACCCGUCCCUGCUGGUCAGUCACCGGCGGGCACACUCAGGUGAGUGCCCCUAUGUCUGCGACCAGUGCGGCAAACGUUUCUCCCAGCGCAAGAACCUCUCCCAGCACCAGGUCAUCCACACAGGCGAGAAGCCCUAUCACUGCCCAGACUGUGGCCGCUGCUUCCGGAGGAGCCGGUCUCUGGCCAAUCACCGGACCACGCACACGGGGGAGAAGCCGCACCAAUGCCCCAGCUGCAGCCGGCGCUUCGCCUACCCGUCCCUGCUGGCCAUCCACCAGCGCACGCACACCGGGGAGAAGCCCUACACCUGCCUGGAGUGCAGCCGCCGCUUCCGCCAGCGUACAGCCCUGGUCAUCCACCAGCGCAUCCACACGGGGGAGAAGCCCUACCCGUGUCCGGACUGUGAGCGGCGCUUCUCCUCGUCCUCGCGCCUGGUCAGCCACCGGCGGGUACACUCGGGGGAGCGGCCCUACGCCUGUGAGCACUGCGAGGCCCGCUUCUCGCAGCGCAGCACGCUCCUCCAGCACCAGCUCCUGCACACUGGGGAGAAGCCCUACCCCUGCCCGGACUGUGGCCGCGCCUUCCGGCGCAGCGGCUCGCUGGCCAUCCACCGCAGCACGCACACCGAGGAGAAGCUGCACGCAUGCGAGGACUGUGGCCGCCGCUUCGCCUACCCGUCCCUGCUGGCCAGCCACCGGCGCGUGCACUCAGGGGAGCGGCCCUACGCCUGCGACCUGUGCUCCAAGCGCUUUGCCCAGUGGAGCCACCUGGCUCAGCACCAGCUGCUGCACACGGGCGAGAAGCCCUUCCCCUGUGGCCAGUGUGGCCGCUGCUUCCGCCAGAGAUGGUCUCUGGCCGUCCACAAAUGUAACCCCAGAGCCCCCAGUUGCAGCCCAGCGAUUGUGGGGCCAGGCCAGAAGGGAAAUGCCCAUUAGGAUGGGAAAGGCUGAACUUGUUUCGUUUUCCCGGAUGGGCCCCAGAGACAGCCGUGCCGCGGUUGAAAAGGGCAGCGUUAGGACUCAAACUUGGGUCUUCUGCAACACAGACCUGCAG